Messenger RNA from Cygnus olor (mute swan), 4292 nucleotides. RefSeq names its product ATPase H+ transporting V0 subunit a4 (gene ATP6V0A4). Gene Ontology annotation, biological process: vacuolar acidification; proton transmembrane transport. NCBI's taxonomy places the organism in Eukaryota, Metazoa, Chordata, Aves, Anseriformes, Anatidae. The transcript has 20 exons. The record is from RefSeq and is a predicted model, not a curated record. Gene Ontology annotation, molecular function: ATPase binding; proton-transporting ATPase activity, rotational mechanism. Gene Ontology annotation, cellular component: vacuolar proton-transporting V-type ATPase complex; plasma membrane; vacuolar proton-transporting V-type ATPase, V0 domain. Bases 34 to 2565 code for a protein of 843 amino acids.
UGCAGACACCUGGGCAGGAGGAGGCCACCCAAAAUGGCCUCGGUCUUCCGCAGUGAGGAGAUGAGCCUGAUGCAGCUCUUCCUGCAGGUGGAGGCUGCUUACUGCUGCGUGGCUGAGCUUGGGGAGCUGGGUCUGGUCCAGUUCAGAGAUCUGAAUGCGAAUGUGAACAGCUUCCAGAGAAAGUUUGUGAAUGAAGUGAGAAGGUGCGAAUCCUUGGAGAGGAUCCUGCGUUUUCUGGAAAAUGAGAUGGAAGACAUUGUGGAGAUUGUCAAACCAGAAAAGUACCCAGAGACGCCCCUGCCUCGGGAAAUGAUUGAUAUGGAGACAGUGCUGGAGAAACUUGAGGCUGAGCUGCUGGAAGCUAACCAGAACCAGCAAACACUGAAGCAGAACUUCCUUGAGCUGAUGGAGCUCAAACAUCUGCUGAAGAAAACACAGGACUUCUUUGAGGCAGAAACCAAUCUGCCAGAUGAUUUCUUCAGCGAAGACACAUCUGGCCUGCUGGAGCUGAGAAGCACUCCUGCUGCAGCUGCCAAGCUGGGAUUCACAGCAGGGGUUAUAAAGAGGGAGAGGAUGAUACCCUUCGAGCGUUUGCUGUGGCGAGCCUGCAGGGGAAACAUCUAUUUGAGGUACACCGAAAUGGACGCUCCCCUGGAGGACCCCGUGACGAGAGAAGAGGUGAAAAAGAAUGUGUUCAUUAUCUUCUAUCAAGGAGAGCAGCUCAAACAAAAAAUCAAGAAGAUUUGUGACGGGUUUCGUGCCACAGUCUAUCCCUGUCCAGAGUCUGCCACCGAGCGCCGAGAAAUGCUUGAUGGAGUGAACACAAGGAUCGAGGAUCUGAACACAGUGAUAACCCAAACUGAGUCCCACCGCCAGCGACUGCUGCAUGAGGCAGCAGCCAACUUGUGGUCCUGGGGGAUCAAGGUGAAGAAAAUCAAGGCCAUCUACCACAUCCUGAAUUGCUGUAACAUCGAUGUCACCCAGCAGUGUGUCAUUGCAGAGAUCUGGUUCCCAGUGGCUGAUGCUGGCCGGAUAAAAAGAGCUCUCCAUCAGGGAAUGGAGCGAAGUGGCUCUACCAUCGCCCCUAUCCUCACCGCCGUACACACCAGGAUGGCACCACCCACCUUCAACAGGACCAACAAGUUCACAGCUGGAUUUCAGAACAUCGUGGAUGCAUAUGGUGUGGGCAACUACAGGGAGAUGAACCCAGCUCCUUACACCAUUAUUACCUUCCCCUUCCUGUUUGCGGUGAUGUUUGGGGAUUGUGGCCAUGGUGCUGUCAUGCUGGGCUUUGCACUCUGGAUGGUCAUUAAUGAGAAGAGCCUUCUGGCCCAGAAGAGCACUAAUGAAAUCUGGAACACCUUUUUCAGUGGGCGUUACCUGAUCCUGCUCAUGGGCAUAUUUUCCAUAUAUACUGGCUUCAUCUACAAUGACUGCUUCUCCAAAUCGUUCAACAUCUUUGGCUCGUCUUGGCAUAUCAUCCCCAUGUUUAAAAAUAAUACUUGGAAUAAGGAUGUGCUUCUGGACAACACAGUGCUGCAGCUGGAUCCGGCAGUCCCAGGGGUCUACUCUGGAAAUCCAUAUCCAUUUGGAAUAGAUCCGAUCUGGAAUGUUGCAUCAAACAAGCUGACUUUCCUGAACUCCUACAAAAUGAAGAUGUCGGUUGUGAUAGGGAUUGUGCACAUGAUUUUUGGGGUGAUACUCAGUCUCUUCAACCACAUCUACUUCAAGAAGUACAUAAACAUUAUCCUGCAGUUCAUUCCAGAGAUGAUCUUUAUUAUCUCUCUUUUUGGCUACCUCGUCUUCAUGAUUAUUUUCAAAUGGUGUCAUUUUGAUGUCCACUCAUCCCAGAGCGCACCAAGCAUUCUCAUCCACUUCAUCAAUAUGUUUCUGUUCAAUUACAGUGAUGCUUCAAACGCUCCAUUAUAUACGCACCAGAAAGAAGUGCAGAGCUUUUUGGUCAUAUUUGCCCUGAUUGCUAUUCCCUGGAUGCUUCUAAUUAAACCUUUCAUCCUCCGAGCCAACCAUCAGAAAGCGCAGCGCAUGAUUCGGUCUCAGGCCAACUCAGGAAACACUGGGGGUGAAAACGAGGUGGAUGCCCCAGAGACCAAUCACUCCAAGAAAGCUUCCCAGGGAGACCACAGUGGUGGCCAUGGAGGACAUGAGGAUGAUGAAGAAGAGUUCAAUUUUGGAGACACAUUUGUCCAUCAAGCUAUCCAUACCAUUGAAUACUGCCUGGGCUGCAUCUCCAACACAGCAUCCUACCUGCGGCUCUGGGCGCUGAGCCUAGCCCAUGCACAACUGUCAGAGGUUCUCUGGACCAUGGUGAUGCACAACGGGCUCAGCAACAGCAGCUGGACAGGCCUCAUAAGCGUCUUCAUCAUCUUUGCAGCAUUUGCAGUGCUGACAGUGGCCAUCCUGCUGGUCAUGGAGGGUUUGUCAGCCUUCCUGCAUGCCUUGCGCCUGCACUGGGUGGAGUUCCAGAACAAGUUCUACGUGGGAGCCGGAUACAAAUUCUCCCCGUUCUCCUUCAAGCACAUCAUAGAUGGCACCGUGGAAGAGUAAAGCCAGGGCAUUGCUGCUUCGCUUCUCAGACCAGGCUCUACUUUCCUGCAGUCAGUCACCCAUAGAGUGGGGCUUAAACGAUGAAACUGAAUGGGACAUGGCCUUUGAAAGAUCUGCUAUACAUGGAGAUGUUCUAACUGCAUUCCCAUACAGUGCUGUAUCAGCUGAGAGUGCUAACAGAUACUACAUUGUCUGGGCUGGCUGGACCUGGGCUGCAUGUCUCCACUAACAUCCUUACCAAGUACCUGGUCCUCAGCAUCCGAUCAGGUCAGCUGCCUGCUGCUUGGUUAAAUAGAAAGAGAUGCUCCUUCUGGAAUUAAAUUGGUUAUUAAUAAUCAACUUACAUGUGUUUUGCUCUAUUUACUGCCUUGUCUUUGUGGCUUAUUUCUUUCCAAGGAAAGAAUGUUUUGGCUGUUGUUUCAAGCUGUGGUUGAUUAUAUGACAAUGAUUAAGUCUCUUAUAAGAUUGCAGCCCUUCAUUGUGCACACAAUGCAGAACAGCUCAAAGAUGGAUCAUAUUGCAGGCUUGCAAUUUUCUACAUGCUUUACUACAACAACCCUCCUAUUAUCUGAUUUGCUUCAGGGCUUAACAGUACAGGAUUAUAGAUGUUUGCACACGUCAUCACUUAACAAAAGCAUUGGUUUUGGGCUGUGCAAACAAAAGAGUGCACCAAUUUCCACAUUGGCAGCCAAUUUAUUUCUCUCUAUGGAUUCGUUUCUUACUGGAGACUUAAGAUGACUCUCCCUGUGCUGUGUUUUUCAAGACGGGUUGUUAAAACAGACUAUGUAGAAAUGCUAAUUCCUAAUGAACAGAAAGAAGAGAGAAAUCAGAACAGUUGAGAUGAAUUCACAGUGUUGACAUACUCUGAUCUUUCCUAAAUAUGCAUGAAUUGCCAGUUUUUCAACUGAAAUAGUGUUAAUCAAGACAGGCUAUUUUUUCAACCAUGGAGGAUGCAAAAUCACAAUAUAGCACACUGACGGAUUUGGAGGUGAUGAUGCUUCCUUACGCAAGGUGUAACCAAGUGAGCCCUUUUCAAACCUUACAUUCUUGAUAUCCAGCUCCACCAAAGAAACACAUCUGUUGACUGUUCCCAGCAGGAUAUGCAGCAGAGUAGUGGCCAGGAGACUGCAGUGGUCAGCUUUGAGAUCCACCUUCCAGCUAUGGUCACCUUUCGUUAUUCACUCCAGCCUAAUUUGUUUAUUCCCACUCUGCAGAGGUUUGAGAGAAAAGCUGUCUCAAAGCAAGAAAGGCCGGUUUGAUGCAUUACCAAAUGCAGAGAAAACAAUUUGCUUUAUGAAACAGUGGGUGGAUUUUCUGCACAAACAUGUAUUUUAUCUUUAUUGCACCUUUCCACAUGAUUGCGGUGUAACUGAGGAGGUGAUUACCUGAAACAGAAUAUCUGUUCCUUUUAGAGCUUCUUGGUGUUUUGCUUUUUGUCCAAGGUUUACAUAUUAAGCAAGAAAAAUGAGUUGUCCUCUGAGUACUGCAGGUGAUAAGAUGGUUUGUUGUUUACUGUACUGAACAGUGAGUCUAACAUUUGGCUUAAUUCUGUAAUCUGCUCUCAUUCUGUGUAAAACUGGAUAAUACAGCAGAGCCUGUGGCUCACUUGUGCAGUUGCAGUACGGGGAUGGCAAUUCCAUACUCUCCAAGAGGACUGAGCCCACUUGCAAUCAGAUGAAAUAUUGCUGAGACGGGGUUGAGGAGAGCUCUGGCUUUCAUCUGGGUUG